CUGCCCCACUUGAAUUUUGCAUCUGAACCAUGUUCUAAACAUCGUACAAAGUAGACAAUAUCUUCGGCUGUCCAUAUCCUUACUUUGUUUUCUUCCUAACAUCGUACAAAAUAGACAGGGCACCGAAGCAUUUUCCAUGUGUUUCCUUUUUGAUUGUCUUCUCUAUAAUCUAUUCUUCUACCAAACGAAAAUAUGACUCACAAGAAACGUUAACCAACUUCAAGAAUUAAUGGACUACUACCUAGUAUUGUUGCUGAUACUUCCCUUUGUGUGGGCAUCAAUUCGUGUGCUCACCUUCAAUCUAGCAAGCCAGACUCUCCCCCCAGGGCCUCACCCUUUUCCAAUCAUUGGUAACAUCUUGGAGCUUGGCAAAUUACCACACCAAGCUCUUGCAAAGCUCUCCAAAACUUAUGGACCCUUAAUGACUCUCAAGCUUGGGAGCAUAACCACCAUAGUCAUUUCCUCUCCAAACUUAGCUAAAGAAGCACUUCAAAAAAAUGACCAAGCUUUCCUUAGCCGAACCAUCCCAAAUAUGGCCCAUGUAUUCAACCACCACAAAGUUUCUAUGGCUUGGAUUCCCACAAAUUCUAAAUGGAAGAACCUUAGGAAAGCUUCCGCCACUCAAAUAUUUGCUACAAAAUCUCUUGAUGCCAGACAAGCCCUUCGACAAACAAAGGUACAAGAACUACUUGAC
Quercus lobata is the source of this 694-nucleotide messenger RNA. Its product is annotated as cytochrome P450 76T24-like. Gene Ontology annotation, molecular function: monooxygenase activity; iron ion binding; oxidoreductase activity, acting on paired donors, with incorporation or reduction of molecular oxygen. The transcript has a single exon. NCBI's taxonomy places the organism in Eukaryota, Viridiplantae, Streptophyta, Magnoliopsida, Fagales, Fagaceae. The record is from RefSeq and is a predicted model, not a curated record. The annotation marks the transcript as partial.